Molecule: messenger RNA, 2220 nt
Organism: Pectinophora gossypiella (pink bollworm)
Lineage: Eukaryota; Metazoa; Arthropoda; Insecta; Lepidoptera; Gelechiidae
Product: sec1 family domain-containing protein 2-like
Exons: 9
Coding region: 110-2062 (650 amino acids)
Biological process (GO): intracellular protein transport; vesicle-mediated transport
Source: RefSeq, a predicted model, not a curated record
CAUCAAUUGAGGUUAUUUUUUGAUGAUGUUGGAUUUUUGUUGCAAAAUAAAUAAACAACAAUAUGUUGUGCCCCUGACUUAUUGAUUUCUAAAUUCGUAAACUAUAAAGAUGUCGGCGGUUUCGGUAAAGGAGUUUGGCAGAGUGUGGUGGUCGGAGGUGUACAAUAGGAUUAUUGGAGCUGUAGUUUUCUUGGAUGAUCCUAGUGCUGAGUGUCUUCACUUUGACGGUGGACUUUUCAACCUGCUUAACGGAGGCGCUGUAGCUGUGAAAAGUUUGUCGCCGUUUGAGUUUUCCAGGAAGGACCACAAGAAAGCGGUGUUCAUAACACAAACAACGGCAACACAAUUGCGGACGAUACAUGAGAUUAUACGUAACAGUGACUUUACACACUGCAUACUAAUAUCGUGUGUCAGUUUUGAUGUGGUGUACUUGGAACUGAACGAGGGGAAGGAUGUCAGCGAUGUGAUCGCAGCCGGCAGAGGGCCUGCUGAGGCCACCAAGCAGCUAGAGGCAAUGUUGAUGGAAUGGAUUGGGAAAAAGCAAUGUGCAGUAGAAGCAGUACACAUACCAAUCUUCACAAUAGCCCCAACAAGUGUGGUGUUUCUCACACCUCCAUACCAACAUGUAUACCCAACGUUUGAUGGAAAGCUCAUCCCGGAUACGACUUCCUUAGACUUGUACACAUUGACCAGUGAAGAGAGGUCUCAAGUGCGGAGAUUGGCCAGUGGACUCAACUCUCUGAUGGAGUCAAUGAACUUGAAGGAAGACAUCUAUUAUAUGGGGGCUUACAGUUCUCUAGUAACUGGGGUUUUGGAAAAUUCACCAGUUUGUUUGGCAAGGAGAAAGAACUGCACUCAACCAGCGUCUCUAAUAAUAGUGGACCGUACAUUGGACCUAUGUGGGGUGACUAGCCACGGCAUGGAGUCCGUAUUGGACCGUGUGAUGUGCGUGCUGCCGCGGUUCCCGGGACAUUCCAACAACGUCGCCGUCGACAUGUCACCACUAUGCGAGGCUAAUGUUAUCUCCCACCCAGAUGACAUGCAACUCAGUCCCGGCUGCUUAUUUCAUGCAAACGACGAGUCCUGCACGCAGACCUUCGACCAUAUGGUCAAUAAGUCGCAGAAGGAGGUCAUGUUCGACUUGUACAACAAGCUGUCCAAGAUAGACGUACAGAAGUCGCCCAGUCCUAAGACUUUGUUGAAGGUGACGCCGCAAAGCGUUGAGAAGAUCGUUUCGGCGUCCAAAGGAAACUAUGAAGUAAUCAGCAAACAUCUAGGCAUAUUACAACAAGCGUUGGGCGUAGUUCAAACGCUGAAAUCUCCGAAGCGCGCACAGUUGGAUCUCCUCACUAGCUUAGAGAACCAAGUACAACAAAGCUUGGCUGCCAGCCGGGACUCUACCAGCGUACUUAUGCAAAUCAGCCAGCUAAUAAAGACCCGUAAAGACAGAAACUUACCUCUAGAGAACCUUCUCGCACUGAUAGUGCAUGUGUACUCUUUAACUGGUACUGAGGUGUCGUUCCCGGCGGCGCACGAAGUAACCCUCACGGAGACACUGAGUGUAGCCUUGUUCGAGGAACACAGGAAUCUUCUAGAAGGUCGCGUGCUCUCGCCCGAGCAGUGCGACCAACUUGCUAACAACCUCGUGGCGCGGGCCAAAGACGUCUCUAGCAUGAGGAGGAUAUUGCUUAAAUACAACUCGGUACUGAAGCCGAGCGAGUCGACGGUAGGGCACGAGUACAGAGGGGUGCUGCAACAGUUGGUGGAGGACCUGGUCGACACAGAGCGACCCGAGAUGCCGGACCUGCGACAUCGCAACGAGGGCCUCAAGGACCUACUGCGGAGCGGGCUCAACAUACUAACGAGCAAGAAAACCCGUGGCACGAAGCAUCCUCUAGACAACUCGACGGUGAUUAUCUUCGUGGUCGGCGGCGUGACGGCGGAGGAAUGCAAGCGGCUGCAUCGCAGUGUAAUCACUAGCGGGGUGGACAACACUGUGCUGAUAGGGUCCACCAAGUUUGUCACUCCCGUGGAGGCUAUGAGGGAUGCGCUGGCUUUAUAGCGGCGGAGGUACACGAAUAUUAGGGCGAAGUCAGGUAAAAUGCGUUGAACACCGUGUCGUUACUUUAUAUGCGCUAUUCCUCUUAUAUGCGUCGAUUCUCUUAUAUGUGCCGUUCCUCUUAUAUGCGCCGUUACUCUUAUAUGCGCCGUUACUCUUAU